GCCCCCACCCCCGCUCCGCCGCGGGCCUCGCCAGCUUAAGUCACAACGAGGUCCGGCCACCUGGGCGCGCCCGGCCGGACGGCUGCGGGGCGGGCGCCGGGUGGCGGCGCUGAGGGCUCGCUGAGAGGAGCUCGGCGGCGUCUGUUGGAGCCGCUCCCUCGGUGGGCCGCCGGCGAGGGCAUGAGCGCCGACUGCCUGUGCCUCAGGAGCGGCGGCGGCGGGAGCGGCGAGGGGAGGAGGCGCCGCGCAGAGGCCACCGUCCAGGGCAGGAGAUGUGCCUGUCCUUAGCGGCACAAGGAGCAGCAUGCACCCCGAUGCCACCGACAGCAGCGGCGCCGGCCUCAACCUCGCGCCGGCCGCAGCCACCGGCGGCCGCCGUGCCCCGAGCGCCCCGGGCGAGCUGCGGCCGGACCCCCGGGAGGACGCGGCGGCACCGGGGGCUCCUGGCGGCGGGAGCUGGCGAGUGCCGGUGGCCGUGGCCGCACUCGCCGCCGUGUGCCUCUCCUGCCUGGGGCCCGGUUGGUGGCAGGCGGCCGGAGGCGCGGGGCCGUGCACCGUCCUGCUCGGGCUCAGCCUCUACACGGGCUGCGCCGCGGCCGCCUUCCUCCUGGGGACCCUGUUCUCCCUCGUCUGCCGGAGCCGGCGAGCCCCGCCGCCCGACUUCGUCGCCGCCUGGAGACGGCUGGCCGCGGCCGCCCGCCGCGCGCCGGGGGAAAACAAGGAGAGCGGCACUUGUUUAUUUGAGUAGCCCAGGUAAUGGGCAUGAAAGCAUUUCCAAGUCAUGCGCUGGUGGGCCUGGCCCUGUUCGUGCUCCCUCAGGAAGCAACACAAGGCCUGUGUAUGGAAACUCACAUGAGUCAGUUCAGUCUAGAAGGGUAGUAAUUUCUCAUAAUAUGGACAAAGCUCUGAAAGAAGUGUUUGACUACAGUUAUAGAGAUUACGUUCUGUCCUGGUAUGGAAAUCUCAGCAGAGAUGAGGGACAGCUUUACCACCUGCUCUUGGAAGACUUUUGGGAAAUUGCCAGACAGCUGCGUCACAGACUGAGCCACGUGGAUGUGGUUAAAGUCAUCUGCAAUGAUGUUGUAAGAACUUUACUCACUCAUUUCUGUGACCUGAAAGCUGCGAAUGCCAGACAUGAAGAACAACCAAGGCCUUUUGUGUUACAUACAUGCUUGAGGAACUCAUAUGAUGAAGUGAGAUUCCUGCAAAUGUGUUCUCGGGUUCUGGUGUUUUGUCUCCUUCCCUCAAAGGAUGUCCAGUCUCUCAGCUUACGUAUAAUGCUUGCAGAAAUACUCACAACAAAAGUCUUGAAGCCAGUAGUGGAUUUACUUAGUAAUCCAGAUUACAUUAACCAGAUGCUACUUGCCCAGUUGGAGCGCAGAGAGCAGAUGAAUGAACAUCACAAGAGAGCCUACACCUAUGCUCCUUCUUAUGAAGAGUUCAUCAAGCUUAUUAAUAGCAACUCUGAUGUUGAGUUCUUGAAGCAACUAAGGUAUCAAAUUGUAGUAGAAAUAAUCCAAGCAACUACAAUUAGCAGCUUUCCCCAGCUGAAGAGGCACAAGGCAGAGGAACCCAAUGCACCAUUUCCUUUUGUUGUGGCCUCGGUAGAAUCUGGACUAUUCAGAAGGAAGAACAGUAAAGAAACUGCUGCAAUGAAAGCUGAUCUCCUAAGGGCCAGGAAUAUGAAAAGGUACAUUAACCAACUGACUGUGGCAAAGAAGCAGUGUGAGAAGAGAAUCCGAAUCCUGGGAGGCCCUGCCUAUGACCAGCAAGACGAGGGGGCCUUGGAUGAGGGAGAAGGGCCUCAAAGCCAGAAGAUUCUUCAGUUUGAAGAUAUCUUGGCUAGUACUUUCUACCGAGAGCACUUUCGAGUAUACAUGGAAAGGAUGGACAAGAGAGCUCUGAUUAGUUUUUGGGAGUCUGUGGAGUAUUUAAAGAGUGCUAACAAGAAUGAAAUCCCUCAAUUAGUUGGCGAAAUUUACCAGAAUUUCUUUGUGGAAAGCAAAGAAAUAUCUGUGGAAAAAUCGCUUUACAAAGAAAUCCAGCAGUGUCUUGUAGGAAAUAAAGGUAUUGAAGUGUUCUGCAAAAUCCAGGGAGAUGUUUAUGAGACCCUAAAGGAUAGGUAUUACCCUUCAUUCAUUGUCAGUGACCUAUAUGAGAAACUGAUGGUAAAAGAGGACGAGAAACAUGCCUCACAGUUGGUUUCCAGCAAGGAUGAACUGGGCCCGGGAGUCGAGGCUGGUGAGGAAGCUAUAGAUGAAGGCACCAGCCGGAUUAAUGAACAAGCCAGCUUUGCUGUAAACAAACUACGAGAACUAAAUGAGAAACUUGAAUAUAAAAGGCAAGCUCUAAGUUCUAUUCAAAAUGCACCAAAACCUGACAAGAAGAUUGUUUUCAAGUUGAAGGAAGAGAUAAUUCUAAUCGAGAAAGAACGCACGGACCUACAGCUGCACAUGGCAAGAACAGAUUGGUGGUGUGAGAACCUCGGAAUGUGGAAGGCCUCCAUCACCAGUGGAGAGGUUACAGAAGAGAAUGGUGAGCAGAUGCCCUGUUACUUUGUCAUGGUAAGCUUACAAGAAGUUGGAGGAGUUGAAACUAAGAACUGGACCGUCCCCAGAAGGCUCAGUGAGUUCCAGAAUUUACACCGGAAACUUAGUGAGUGUUUCCCUUCUUUAAAAAAAGUCCAGUUGCCUUCUCUUAGCAAGCUGCCUUUCAAAUCUAUAGACCACAAGUUCAUGGAAAAGUCAAAGAAUCAAUUAAAUAAGUUUUUACAGAAUCUGCUGUCAGAUGAAAGACUGUGUCAGAGUGAAGCACUUUAUGCCUUUUUGAGCCCUUCUCCUGACUACCUCAAGGUUAUUGAUGUGCCGGGGAAAAAAUCCACUUUUUCAUUAUCCUCAUUUUUGGAGAGACUUCCUCGAGACUUCUUCUCCCAUCAAGAGGAGGAGACAGAAGAGGACAGUGACCUGUCAGAUUAUGGUGAUGAUGUGGAUGGGAGGAAAGACGCCUUGGCUGAACCGUGUUUCAUGUUGAUUGGGGAGAUCUUUGAACUUCGAGGAAUGUUUAAAUGGGUGAGAAGAACAUUAAUUGCUCUCGUUCAGGUCACUUUUGGAAGAACCAUCAACAAACAAAUCCGGGACACAGUGAACUGGAUUUUCAGUGAGCAAAUGUUGGUUUACUACAUCAAUGUUUUCCGGGAUGCUUUUUGGCCAAAUGGGAGAUUGGCGCCAGCGACCACAGUCCGAAGCCAAGAACAAAGUCAGGCAGCAAAACAGAGGGCACAGCAGAAGCUGCUUGAAAACAUUCCAGAUAUGCUUCAGAGCCUUGUUGGACAGCAAAACGCCCGUCAUGGUAUAAUAAAAAUAUUCAAUGCACUGCAAGAAACAAGAGCCAAUAAGCAUCUUUUAUAUGUGCUGAUGGAACUGCUGCUAAUUGAGUUGUGUCCUGAGCUGAGAAGUCAUUUAGAUCAACUAAAAGCUGGUCAAGUUUGAGACUGCACAAAUAAACCACCAGAGAAAUGUCUGUGUAACAAUAGACAUGAAAUACUUCCCUCUUUUCCACAGAGGGCUUGAUUGAGAACCAUAUUGAUUUCUAUGUUAGUUACCUCCCUCUAGUUUUGUGUGACGUGAGCAGAAUUGGUUGGAGGGGGGUACUUAAUGCUGUCAUAGGCAACAGAAAAACACACUUCUGUUCUUAUUGUUUUUAUUUUAAUAAUAUAAAUAAAGUUCAACAUACUGAUUGAAAUACAAAUGUUAAUAUGUGAUAAGAACCUAGGAACUAUUUUAAAUAUUUAUGAAAACAGUUUUGUUUUAAAAUGAAGAACUAUGACUAUUGUACAGUUACUUUCCUCACUGAGGACUCUGAACAUUCCUGUAUUAUUUCAUGUGUAUUGAAGAACAUUGUUGUGCAAUGCUUUGUGGAAAGUUAUCGUGAACAUUUUAUUGUCUUUAUUUUUACCAAAGAUUUCCCAUAGUUUGAAGCAUUUGAAGCAAUAAAAUA
Messenger RNA from Mirounga angustirostris (Northern elephant seal), 3996 nucleotides. RefSeq names its product sorting nexin 25 (gene SNX25). Gene Ontology annotation, molecular function: phosphatidylinositol binding. Gene Ontology annotation, cellular component: endosome. The transcript is spliced from 21 exons. The record is from RefSeq and is a predicted model, not a curated record. Lineage: Eukaryota; Metazoa; Chordata; Mammalia; Carnivora; Phocidae. The coding region runs from base 273 to 3488 and encodes 1071 amino acids.